Nicrophorus vespilloides is the source of this 5490-nucleotide messenger RNA. RefSeq names its product RIMS-binding protein 2. The record is from RefSeq and is a predicted model, not a curated record. Gene Ontology annotation, molecular function: protein binding. NCBI's taxonomy places the organism in Eukaryota, Metazoa, Arthropoda, Insecta, Coleoptera, Silphidae. Gene Ontology annotation, biological process: neuromuscular synaptic transmission. The coding region runs from base 562 to 5001 and encodes 1479 amino acids. The transcript is spliced from 14 exons.
GAGAGUUUUCCGCGCAGCGCGCACAUUUAUGGAUUUUCCAGGGAAAUGCUCUCGGUCUCGCUCUUUCCAGGUGGUUCUUAUCUGCGUGCAAGUGAGUUAGAGAACGAACGAACUUGCUCGUGCUAGAUAGAUAGAUACUCGCUUUCUAGAGUGCGAGUACGAGUGUGACCUAUAAAAUGUUCACCACGAUCGCGGCCUCUGUGGGAAUAAAGUCUGCUCCGUCCUAAGAGAAAGAAAUAGAUGAUAAAUAGAGAGUAGAGUGUAUAGAAGAACAUUUAAGAAGAAGGCUACCACCAUAAGAGUUCCUCUCUUUGAUAUACAAAUACCUAUGUAUAGUUAGACGACGAGGGAUAAGAGCAAUCAGGAUCAGCGCAGUAGAGUAGUGGACGUCUUGGGAACAGCAGUACCAGCUCAGACCGAAAAUCGAUUCAUUUGACCGUUUAAGAACCAUUUUUCAAUUUGUCGUACAAUCGAGAACCAAAGAUUCCUACACAUUAAUCAUAAUAUUAAUAAUAUAAAAAAUUAGAGCCGAAGUAGAGUGAAGAAGGCAAGAGGAGGGUUAUGGAUUUAGAGAUGCAGUUGCGAGCAGCGGAGGUGCGACGUUCGGACCUCCAGAGGGCUCACGCUGAAGCCCUCACCGGCCUCAGGGACUGCGGAUCAGAUCAGCUGGAUGCAAGGCAGUCGCGGGUACGGGAACUCGAGAAGAAGGUCGCUCUCGAGACCGUGAGGUGCGAGGAGUUGCAAUUAGAGCUGGCCACGUCGCAGAGGAAUUGCCGCCUCGGUGGCAUCGGAAUAGGUGGAGGCGGUGGCGUCGGAAGCGGCGGCGGAGGAGGAAGUGUAGUCGGCGGUAUCAUGUGUUCUUCGACGGCGGUUCAUCAGUACGGGGGGCCUUCACCAAGUGGCAAGGGCACAGAGAUCGAUCGUAUUAUGGCCAAGAUCGAACAAGAUAAUAGGAUCCUGGCCGAACUCGAUCACACUCGAUCCACCACAACAAUGGGUGGUGGUGGUUUGGCUACAAGCGCGAGCAGCCACGCGCUGGGCGAGAGCAGUCCGCCCAUUUCGCCCAUAACGAUGUCUCACACCACGCCUUCACUUUAUCCAGGCAUCCAGUCUUCGGGCAACAACAGCAUGCUGGGAGGCCACCAGGGCUACCAAAGUUGUUCGCAACCAAAUAACAACAGUCUCUCCUCUUAUCUUCCUAUCUCCAAUAAUCCGGUCUAUAACUCUUCGUCCUCCGCCGCCGCCUCCAACCUCUACUCGUACGCCCCGAAGACCAUCCUCGGCGGAUCUGGUGCUCUCACAUCCAGCCUCGGUGUAGGAGGUGGUUCCUGCUCGGCGGCCGCUCUCAACAUUUCAGGUUUAGGAGGUGGCGGUGGCAACUCUUACAAUUCGAACUCCACGUUCACCAAUCCUCUGAUGACGACUCUGCCCUCACUCAACUCGAGUUACACCAAUCCGGUCACCUCCACCCUCAAUCAAUACAACCUACCACCGCCUCCUUCUUCCUACAAUUCGCUGCCAACGACAGGAAGCUACGCCAACAAUGUCACCUUCAGCAAUCCCCUCAGCUCGCAGUUUAAUUCUUUGACCGGAAAUAUGUCAAUCAAACUGAAACCGCUCGAGGAAAUGGAAUUGGGCAAUAGGAGGGUGGCAACUCCCUGCACGCCACACCAGACGUGUUGGGGCAUCGGAGUCACCGGACUCGGACUGAUCGGAGAUGGGACGACAUCAUCGUCAACGGCUGCAGCUGCUGCUGCGGUGGCGAGGUCGCGAUUGCUGAACGACGGAUUGGACUCGGACUGGAGCGGAAUGAGCGGCCUACAUAUGGAGAGGACGUAUUUGAACGGUCACCAGCAACCGAUGACAUCGUCGCUGCCUCCUCUUAAUGCAGCACCUGAAGGCACCGUCGACAUGCUCGACAUCCCUGGAAAGGGUCGCUGCUCUGUGUACAUUGCGCGCUUUUCCUACGACCCAGAGGACUCAGACGAAGAGUUGGCUGUGCAGGCAGGCGAUUACCUUCUCGUCUGGGGUGAACCUAUCGGAAGCAGCGGCUAUCUGGAUGCAGAACUGUUGGACGGUCGACGUGGUCUUGUGCCAUCACACUUCGCCCAACGGCUCAUUGGCGAUGACCUCCUCGAGUUUCACCAGGCAGUGCUCAGCACUCUUCGGGAAGACGAAAUCAAUGCGGAGACUUUCGCCGCAGACGUGCAACGGCUCACCGAACUUGCCGAGAUGUCUGAAGGACAGGAAGACGACUUAGACAAUGGUGAGACAGACUAUUUCUUCUCGGUGUUAGUACCGGCCCCGAAGCAACUGACUUUGGAACGACAGCUGAACAAGAGCGUUCUUAUUAGCUGGACGUCUCCAGACAUUGGACCUGGUAAUCAGAUCGAGAGUUACCACGUGUACGUGGAUGGCGUCCUCAAGACUACCAUCAAGGCCACCGAGAGGACGAGAGCCCUAGUCGAAGGGGUUGAUAGCAAUCGGCCGCACAGGAUCAGCGUUCGCUCAGUGACUGCAAAUAGGAGGACAUCGAGGGAUGCCGCAUGCACCAUGAUCAUUGGCAGGGACACCCAUCAGUUGGGACCGAGCGCUGUGCGCGCCUCCAACAUCACCUCAACGCAGGCGGUAAUCAGCUGGCUUCCUGCUAACUCCAACCAUCAGCACGUGGUGUGUGUUAACAACGUGGAGGUGAGAUGCGUGAAACCUGGUAUCUACAGGCACACGAUCACCGGUCUUGCUCCGAACACUCAGUACCGUGUAACGGUUCGAGCGAAGCACCAUCGAGCAGCACAGAACGUGGCCAACGUCGCCGAGGAUCUUCCUCUUCCGGCUGCAGCUCACACCGACUUCCGUACGUUACCCAAGGGUCUUCCCGAUCCGCCGAGCGAGAUUCAGUUGGAGCCGGGUCCACAGGACGGUACACUCCUCGUCACCUGGCAUCCGGUGCUCACGCCUCACGCUCACGCCGGAUCCACGAUCACCGGUUAUGCCGUAUUCGCCGACGGAAAAAAGGUCACCGACGUCGAUUCCCCGACCGGAGAUCAUGCACUCAUCGACAUCGGCAAACUGCUCGGCCUCAACCCUAAACACGUCACGGUGCGCACGAAAGCGCGCGACGGUCAAUCUGCAGAUUCACUGCCCACCCUUAUACCCAUGACCGUCCUCCGUGGUGGCGCCAAUCGUAACUCUCGUCAACAGCCGCACUCGGCGAUGCCGAUGCACAUGCGGCAACAAAUGACUAACCGUCAGCAACAACAGCAGCAUCUGCAACAGCAGGUCAUCGAGCACGAUGAAAACUUGAGUGACAAGGAGAUCUUUCCUAGCGCCCCUCACCGUCAGCAGCAUCCGCAGCAACAAUCCGGAAUCCCUUCCAUUGCACACCGAUCCCUUACAGAGAUCACAAAAGACAGUUACGACGGCAUGAGCGAGGACGAAAUGAUCGAUAGAAGAAAUGCUCAGCAACAGCAAAGACAACAACAGCAACAGCAGCAGCAGAGGGUGCAGCAACAGCAGCAACAACAGCAGCACAGCAAACAGCAGCAGUAUUAUCAGCAGCAGCAACAUAUGCAACAGCAGCAGCAAAAUCAACCACAAGUUAUUGCAGGUCAGGUUAGGAUGGGUCAGCGCGGUACGCAUCAACAGCAGCAGCAAAUGAGAGGUGGUAUGUCCCAACAACAGCAGCAACCACCGACAGCGCAAAAGAGGGCACGUUGGUUCGUCGCACUCUUCGAGUAUGAUCCAUCAACGAUGUCUCCAAAUCCUGACGCCUGCGAUGAAGAGCUUCCUUUUUCCGAAGGCGACAGCAUCAAGGUGUGGGGAGACAAAGAUGCGGACGGUUUUUACUGGGGCGAAUGUCACAACAGGCGCGGCUAUGUUCCGCACAACAUGGUCAUGGAGGUGGAAGGUGGACAGAACAGGGAUCGAGACCGAUGGGCUGACAUCUAUGCUAGUAUGCCCAUGAAGCGGAUGGUCGCACUCUACGAUUACGAUCCACAGGAGUUGAGUCCGAACGUCGACGCCGAACAGGUGGAAUUGAGCUUCACCACCGGCCAGAUCAUAAACGUAUACGGAGAAAUGGACGACGACGGCUUCUACAUGGGAGAGAUCGAGGGAGUGCGCGGUUUGGUUCCAUCCAACUUUCUUACUGAAGCACCUGAUCAGUACGGUGGAGGUGCAGGAGGGGCAGCAGCAGUUGGAGCAGGAGUAAGCGGAUUGCAGCAACAGCAGCAGCAGCAACAGAUGGGCAUCGGUAGAGGUGGAGGACAGCAGGGUGCGUACAACGCUAUGCAGAGGGGUGGCAGGGGUCAUGGCCCCGGUGCCAGAGGCCCACCACCGCCACCACGUGAUAACUCCGGUCGAUCUACUCGCACCAAACCAGAUGCCUGCCCUGUGUUACCCUCUCAGUCAGACACCACCAACACCGCGCCACCGAACACACAGGGUUUCACCGAGCACCAGAGGAGAGGUCCAAUGAGCGGCCAGAGAGGUGGUAAUUUCGUUUCCAAUCAGCAGCAGCAACAGCAAUUGAUGCAGCAACAGCAAACGCAGCAACCUCAGCAGCAACAGCAAAAUCCUAGCAGCGGCGGUUUCUUCAGUAACGCAACUGUGAGCAGCCUCUUUGGGGGCGGCACUACAACGACGCAACCAGCUAACAACCAGCAGAACAGCACGUUCGCAAAUCAAUCCGGUCAAUUCGGCAACGCAACUAAUCAACAACAGCAAAUGCAGCAACAGCAGCAGCAGCAACAACAGCAGCAACCUGGAAGUGGUGGAUACAACAGCAGAUUACAGCAAAAGGGUAUUCCGCAAGUCAUUCCCAAUGUUAGCCAACCGAUGAACGUUCAGAUGGGCAAUCAGCAGCAAUCACAGCAGCAGCAGAACGCGACUGCAGGUCCAAAUCUGAUGCAGAAACUGAACGAGAUGACUGCGCCCGGCGGUGAUAUCCUCUCCAAAGGCAAAGAACUUAUAUUCAUGAAAUUUGGCUUGGGCGGAAAAUAACCGAAUUGCGCAUUACUACUACUUACCACUUCUUCGCAAAUGAUCUCAAAAGCGAUUGAGCUAUAUCAAUAAAUUUGCUAAAUUGUUAAUGGAAUUCAAAUAUAAACGGUAAAGAUAAUAUUAAAGCUUUAAAGUUCAAGUGAAAAAUAACAAAAACAACGCGCGCCUAUAUAAAUACGAUUAUAGAAAGAAAUAUAUGCGCACACACACACAACAUCUGAAUCUCCUCUCUAUACGUAUUACAAAAUAUGGCAAUCCAUGAGGUGCGGAGACAAGUUGUGGUGCGCACUCCAAAUGUGAGCAUAUCUUUGUCAGGUAAACAAAGUCAAAAACAAAACGAAAUAAGGAAAAGGAUCGAGAGGACCUGUCAGACCUUGUUCAGUAUUAUACAUAUUUAUAAAUAUUUAGAUAAUAAUGAUUUACGUGAGUACAAAUUCGACCAAACAAUAUGGAAAGCAGGAAACGAAGAGGAAAUUGACAAAAAAAAAA